Glycine soja is the source of this 1441-nucleotide messenger RNA. RefSeq names its product cinnamoyl-CoA reductase 1-like. Gene Ontology annotation, molecular function: oxidoreductase activity, acting on the CH-OH group of donors, NAD or NADP as acceptor. The transcript has 6 exons. The record is from RefSeq and is a predicted model, not a curated record. Lineage: Eukaryota; Viridiplantae; Streptophyta; Magnoliopsida; Fabales; Fabaceae. The coding region runs from base 48 to 1025 and encodes 325 amino acids.
AACUUGAAAGUAGGGUGUUUUUUUUUUUAAAGUAAGGAAGAAAGAAGAUGAGCAGCAACUCAGGAAAAGUGGUGUGUGUGACUGGUGCUUCUGGUUUCAUUGCUUCAUGGAUCAUCAAACUGCUUCUCCAACGUGGUUACACUGUCAGGGCCACUGUUCGCGACCCAUCUAAACCCGAAAAGGUUGAUCACUUGCUCAAACUUGAUGGUGCAAAGGAGAGGCUACAUCUCUUUAAGGCAGAUCUGCUGGAAGAAGGUUCCUUUGACUCUGCUUUUGAGGGUUGUGAUGGUGUCUUUCAUACUGCUUCACCCGUUCAUUUCAUUGUUACUGAUCCACAGAAUCAGUUAAUUGAUCCAGCGAUUAAAGGAACCCUUAACGUUGUUAAAUCAUGUGCCAAAUCGCCAUCUGUGAAACAAGUUAUUUUAACUUCUUCUGUUGCUGCCGUUUUAUAUAAUGGAAGGCCUCGUACCCCCGAGGUUGUAGUUGACGAGACUUGGUUUUCGGAUCCAGACUUCUUAAGGGAAAAUGAGAGGUGGUAUGCAUUUGCAAAGACUUCGGCAGAGGAUGCUGCCAGGAAAUUUUUAAGCGAAUACGACAUUAAGUUGGUUGUUAUUAACCCAUCAAUGUCCAUAGGGCCUCUCUUGCAACCAGAGCUGAAUGCAAGUUCUUCUUCAAUUUUAAACCUAAUCAAUGGUUCACCAACGUUUUCAAAUAAUAGUUUUGGGUGGAUCAAUGUGAAAGAUGUUGCAAACGCGCAUAUUCAAGCAUAUGAGAUUGAUUCAGCUAGUGGAAGAUAUUGUCUGGUUGAAAGAGUGAUACACUUCUCCGAACUUGCAAAAAUUUUACGUGAUAUGUACCCAACUUUACAGAUUCCAGACAAGUGUGAAGACGAUGAGCCUUUUAUGCCAACAUUUCAGGUUUCCAAAGAAAAGGCAAAGAGCUUGGGAGUUGAAUUUAUUCCCUUGGAAGUGAGCCUCAGGGAGACAGUUGAAAGUUUAAAAGAAAAGAAGUUUGUGGACUUCUAGUUCGUGAUAUCUCCUUGAAGAAUAAAUAUUGAUAACACUAACUUUGUCUAGUCAGUGAUUUUGGUUUCAGAAACUCCAUGCUUAAGGGGAAAUUAUUAAUGCGAAAUAAGGCUUGUAUUAAUCAAAAUAUACAAGUCGGAUUGAAUUUGUUUUGAACUUAUGACUUUGCUUUGCAUUUACAAUUGUGGAAAUUUCUAUAUCUUUAAGGUAGAAAAAGAGGCAUUUUUAGGGUGGUCCCUUGAAUUUGAAUGGAGCUUGGGGAUUGAAUUUAUUCCUUUGGAAGUAAGUCUUUGGGAGACUGUGGAAAGCUUGAAAGACAAGAAGUUUCCCAAUUUUUAUUUCUUCAUGUCUCUCCUUGAUCAGGAGUGAACGUUGAUAAUCUCAAUGGCAUUUCGUCAAUGAUUCUGGUUUUAAUA